Messenger RNA from Aureobasidium uvarum, 681 nucleotides. The record is from the annotation of a GenBank genome assembly. Lineage: Eukaryota; Fungi; Ascomycota; Dothideomycetes; Dothideales; Saccotheciaceae.
AUGCAAGACACCACUCAUUCUGAACGACAUGCCAACAACAAUGACCUGAUGCGAAACUUCAUCAUCGGGUUUAGUGAUGGCUUGACCGUCCCGUUCUCACUCACCGCCGGACUCUCCUCGCUCGGCUCGUCGAAACUCGUCAUUCUCGCCGGACUGGCCGAGCUGUUCUCCGGAGCCAUCAGCAUGGGUCUUUCCUCCUUUCUGGCUGCAUCCACAGAUGCAAAGCAAUACGCGGUCGAGAUGGCGCGCGAAAAACUGGAGGUCGAGCAAUGUCCUCUGGUCGAGGAGCAGGAAAUCUAUGACAUCUUUGCGCAGUACGACAUACCACGUACGCAUGCUUGUAUGGUCGUGGAAAGCUUGAAAAAUAACCCUGACAUGUGGUUCAUGAUGGAUUUUGAGCUGAAGCUCGCAAAGCCGAAUCGUGCUGGCGCCUGGNGUGGUCUGUUGCCGAUGAUUCCGUACUUUGUGUUCAAGCGGACGAACGACGCACUCUUCACGUCCAUCGGCAUUACCAUUUUCGUCCUCGUCGUGUUCGGCUACGACAAGUCUGCGAUCGUUGGCAAUCCACACAAAGACUCGAUCAUCAGCGCCUGCUACACCGUUCUUGUAGGUGUCAUUGCUGCAGGUACUAGUUACAGUAUCGUAAGGGGUAUAGAUGCUGCAAACCCUGUCAGGGUGUAA